AUGACUGAAGCAAAAAAACAUGUUAUUGUGAAGCCUUUCGACAAGGUUGAACUCCGUUUACCUGUCGAAGUGUUAAUGUCUAAUCCUACAUAUAAGAAACGAAGAGAUUUGUUUCUUCAAGGUUUUGCUGUGGUUCAAAGUCGUGAUGCCAGUGAUCCUAAAUCUUUUUAUGCAGUUGCUGGUAUUCAUGGUCUUCCUUACGCACCUUAUGAUCUAUUGCCUGGUGAAAAAAUGUCACCUAGUGAUUGGAACAAGAGUGAAACUACUCGCUGGGGUGGCUAUUGCCAUCAUGGUGAUAUACUUUUCCCUACUUGGCAUCGACCAUAUGUUUUAUUACUCGAAAUGCUUAUUUAUGAAGCAGCUAGGAAUAUUAUAUACGAUGACAAAGCUCAAAAUUAUCCAGCAGGUUCAGAAACUGAUGAAUAUAAAAAAGAAGUUGAAAAAAUUCGAUUGCCUUACUGGGAUUGGGCCAGUCCAUCUACACUUACUAAUGGUGUACCCUCAGUCUUAUUUGAUGAAUAUGUUUAUAUUGAUAACCCUACUCAAAAAAAUGUUCGAGCUCGAAAUCCUCUUCGUGCAUACACUUUACCAGUAGAUCUUGGAAGCUUAACACUUGUUGGUGAUGUGUCUAAUCCAACGCAAAGACCAUAUAGUCCAGAUGGAAGCACUACUCCUUAUACACCAAAAGGAUAUGCAACAGUCAGACAUCCUGAUAGCAAUUAUAUUUCUAGUCCAGAUACAACCGGCCUUAAUGUUGUAACUUUCUGUAGUUCUGUAUUUCGACCAGUUCUUUAUCAAGUUUUAUUUGUUAAUAAAUGGCGUCAAUUCAGUAAUCAUGGUGAUGGUGAGAAUGAACCUAAGGAUGAAAAUUAUGGUCAUUAUUCAUCAAUUGAAGUUGUUCAUGACGCUGUUCAUGAUUCAUUGGGAGGGGCUGGUGGUCAUAUGUCAUAUGCUGACAUUGCUGGUUUUGAUCCCAUAUUUUUCCUUCAUCAUUGUAAUGUGGAUCGACUUAUUGCUAUUUGGCAGGCAUGUCAUCCUGAUAUUUGGAUCAUUGGAAAUUCAUACACUGAAGGCACAUUCACUCAGCCAGUUGAUAAAAAUAUUGAUGAAAAUACUGAUCUUACACCAUUCAGAAAAAGUGAAACAACUUAUUGGACCUCAAAAUUAGUGAGAAAUAUUAAAACUCUUGGAUAUACUUACCCUGAACUUGAAAAAAAUUCUCAACCACGCGAACUUUUACGUGGUAUGCUUAGUUAUUAUCAUCCAACCUUAUACCUGCAAUAUCAUUGGAGGCUUACCUUAACUGUUAUGAAAAAUAAAGUUGGAGCUCCAUUUCAAAUUCGUGUUUUUCUUGAUUUACCAACCGCGAACGCUUCAACCCCUAUCAGCAGUCCAAAUUUUGCUGGUCUUAUAUCAAUUUUUGCUCGUGGCAAAGAAACACAAUGUGCUAACUGCUUACGCAAUUUUAACGCGGUGGUAAAUGGUAAUGUUGACCUUACUUCAUGUAUGGAAAGGUUAUUUAUUGAUACAAAUCCGGAACCUAGUGGUGAUGUGGUUGCAAAAAGCUUGGAACCCAGUCAAAUCACUCUCGUUCCCGUUUUAAAAGAUGGAAGUGGAAUCAGUCUUGAACAAGCCGGUUUAAUUUCCGCUCAGUAUUGGGUAUUUGAUGAAGGUCCUGAAUUUGACCUAGAUUACGAAAAUUGGACCAAGAAAUUAAUGGGACAGGUCUAUCCUCCGCAAACGAGCCAGUAA
Molecule: messenger RNA, 1752 nt
Organism: Dentiscutata erythropus
Lineage: Eukaryota; Fungi; Glomeromycota; Glomeromycetes; Diversisporales; Gigasporaceae
Source: the annotation of a GenBank genome assembly